Ipomoea triloba (trilobed morning glory) is the source of this 744-nucleotide messenger RNA. RefSeq names its product ferredoxin-thioredoxin reductase catalytic chain, chloroplastic-like. NCBI's taxonomy places the organism in Eukaryota, Viridiplantae, Streptophyta, Magnoliopsida, Solanales, Convolvulaceae. The coding region runs from base 108 to 569 and encodes 153 amino acids. The transcript has 6 exons. Gene Ontology annotation, molecular function: oxidoreductase activity, acting on iron-sulfur proteins as donors. The record is from RefSeq and is a predicted model, not a curated record.
UUUAAAAUCAUUUUUCCUUUUCUUCUCCUAUGAAAAUGGAGUAUGAACUAUGAACUGACACCUCAUAAUAUCCUCUUCGUCUUCGAUUUGUGUUAAUCAGUGCCGCCAUGAGCGCUCUUCGUGCCUCCACUUCCUACACCAUCGGAUUCGGCAUCUCCCCCUUCUCUGCUCCUCCGACUAGAAGAUCGUCUUCUUCCACUCACCGCCGCCAUGUUGCCUUCGCCAGUGCUGAGCCAUCUGAGAAAUCUGUUGAAAUUAUGAGGAAGUUCUCAGAGCAGUAUGCUCGGAAGUCGGGAACAUAUUUCUGUAUGGAUAAAGGGGUGACUGCAGUUGUUAUCAAGGGAUUGGCAGAACACAGGGAUACAUUGGGUGCACCGCUCUGCCCCUGCAGGCACUAUGAUGAUAAAGCUGCAGAAGUUGAGCAGGGCUUCUGGAAUUGUCCUUGUGUACCAAUGAGAGAGAGGAAGGAGUGCCACUGCAUGCUUUUUCUCACCACUGAUAAUGAUUUUGCUGGAGAAGAACAGACUAUUUCUUUGGAGGAGAUCAGAGAAGCAACGGCUAAUAUGUGAUUCAUCACACCUUGGACUUGUUUGCAUAUGUAGAUAUGUGUGCUCACCAAUAAUAUGAUAGUAUUUCAUGUUAUUAUAUUCAGAAUACCUAUGCCCCUUUAUUGAUCAUUCUGGAGUUUUUAGAUUUUCUUUAUAUAUUCCCACAUAAAAAGCAAUGACAUAUCUGAUUCAUCCA